Babjeviella inositovora NRRL Y-12698 is the source of this 1229-nucleotide messenger RNA. RefSeq names its product peptidylprolyl isomerase (gene CYP1). The transcript has 2 exons. The coding region runs from base 466 to 954 and encodes 162 amino acids. Gene Ontology annotation, molecular function: peptidyl-prolyl cis-trans isomerase activity. Gene Ontology annotation, biological process: protein peptidyl-prolyl isomerization; protein folding. Lineage: Eukaryota; Fungi; Ascomycota; Pichiomycetes; Serinales. The record is from RefSeq and is a predicted model, not a curated record.
GCCAAACCGAAUGUGCGAAUUAACCUCAGUAGGUAAAUGAAAUUAUCAUCUGCACCCCUUGGUACGAUGUCGUCAUGCAAAUUGGGUGCUGGGCCAGAAGCUCACGUGUCACGUGAAUUUUGUGCAGGAGGCCAACAAAAGAACGCCAUGGAAGAAAUCGCGAAAGCAAACGAGGUCUCAUCAAGCGGCCCGGAGCGUGCCGAUAGGGAAGGGGAUCAUCCCGGAAAGCUUGGAAUACCCGUAUAUUAAAUUUUCUUCAUCACGUGACUGUUAGUUGGUUUGUUUCACCCCCGACUUUACCGAGGGAUCGCCGAGAGACGGCUGCUAAGGGUUAGGUCCGGCCAUUUUUUCCCCUUGAAGCGUCCAGAGGGCGUUGGAAAAAACGCUGACGAGCGUAUAUAUUUCUUGCUAUUUCUCGCUUUUCUCUUCUUCUCCCUUUAAACCAUUAUCUCUACAUCAAUCAAAAUGUCUACUGUUUACUUCGACACCUCCAUUGACGGCCAAAAGUUGGGCCGUAUCACUUUCAAGUUGUACAACGACGUCGUUCCAAAGACCGCUGAAAACUUCCGUGCCUUGUGUACCGGUGAAAAGGGUUUCGGUUACGCUGGUUCCGUCUUCCACAGAGUCAUCCCACAAUUCAUGUUGCAGGGUGGUGACUUCACCCGUGGUAACGGUACCGGUGGUAAGUCCAUCUACGGUGAAAAGUUCGCUGACGAAAACUUUGCCAAGAAGCACGACAGACCAAACUUGUUGUCCAUGGCCAAUGCUGGUCCAAACACCAACGGUUCCCAGUUCUUCAUCACCACCGUUCCAUGCUCUUGGUUGGACGGUAAGCACGUUGUCUUCGGUGAAGUCGUCGAAGGUGCUGACAUUGUCAAGAAGAUCGAAGGUUUCGGCUCUAACUCUGGUUCCACCAGAGGUAAGAUCACCAUCGACGCUUCCGGUGAAUUGUAAAGUUAUCGGUCCGUUUUCCUGACCAAACUUUGAGUAGCCCCUAUGCAAUAAAAGAAUGUUUUAGUUUAUGCUGAAAAUACCUAUGUAGAGCUCGCAAAUCCCGAACGUGUUGCUAAACAACGAUUGAGGAGAUAGGCGCCCUUUGAAGCGUACUACCUGGGUGAUCCAUUAGAACUGUGUGUGUAGAGUUACCCAAAUCCCGCAAAGCAGUAUCGAUAAACGAAGUGUCACCUUGGAAGGUCGAGGAAUACCUAUAAAGAGAAGCUAUCUUGAAU